AUGUCGCGGUUCCGCUUGCCGGCCGUUGGCUGGCUUUUGUGGCGCUCUGUAGCAGCCGCAGUAGCGGGUCUCGUGCUUAUAACGCGGACAAAUGCUCAAGGAGACGCGGGUCUGGAGCACGUGAUGUCCUUAUAUCGGGCAUGGGAGGCAGCAUAUGGGCUGCAGGCGGACUCCCCACUUCCCCCUUCCGCCAUCGCUCUCCCCCCGCGCGUUCCCCCUCCCCCCCACCUGGAGGACUGCGUUGCGCUGACUGCCUGGCGCUGGGCGCAGGAGCAGUGGGAAGCGGGGGAAGGGGGGGAAGGGGGGAAAUCAGGAAGUGGGGGGGAAGCUGGGGAUGUGGGGGAAGGAAAAGGGGAAGCAUCAGGGGAAACGGGGAAAGUGGGGGCAGAAAAAAAAGGGGAAUCAGGGGAAGGCUUGCAAGGAAUGGGGGGAAGGGGGAAGCUUCCCCCCUGGGCGGCGCAAUCUCACCCCCAGCCGCCCUGGAUCCUUGGGUCUGACGCGGCCAAUCUGGCGAUGACACGUGUCGCUCAGAGGGACAUCUGGGCGCACCAGUUCCCCCCCGGGGGGGACUGCAGCAACGAACGCCUCCUAUUGGUCGAUUGGCCGAGCUCGGUGCACGGGAUUGGUUCUCAGCUGCACAUCAUGAGCGCAAUUCUGAGCCUUGCAAUGCGGUUCAAAAGGGUGCUGGUUCCCUCUGGAGGGUCGUUCACUCGAGCCAGUCACGCCGAUUGCAAUGCCACAGGCACUUAUGCUUCCUUCCACUGCUACUUCUUCCCCCUCGUCUCGCCUGCCUGUGAAUACCAAGCUGAGCUGGCAGUGGCGGCGGCAGCAGCGGCCAAUGAGACGCUGCCACGUAUGACAGAGGAGAGCAAGGAGGGGGUUCUGGGUUCAGAGCAGCGUGUGGUGUGGUUCCAUGGGGAGCCUUAUAACGGAUUGCGCUUUGAAGGGGAUGUCAGCCGUUGGCCUAAUGCGUACCGUGAGCGACCAAACAGCAUAGAGCUCGUUGGAUUCGUGGGGGAGGGGGAUGAGACGAGACAACGGUCCUGGGGUGUGUUGGGUUGGGGUGUGCUGGGGUGUGCUGGGGUGUGCUGGGGUGUGCUGGGGUGUGCUGGGUGUGCUGGGGUGUGCUGGGGUGUGCUGGGGUGCACUGGUGGCGGGCUCAAUCCACCCGCUUCCCCCUCCGCCUACCUCUGCCACAUCACCAACCGUGUCCGCCACACCUCCUACGGCUUCUCAGUUGCUGCCCGCCUCGCUCCUACGUCCCUUUCCCCCUCGCCUCCUUCCCCCCCUCACUUCCACCUUCCUUUUCAGGUGCACUGGUGGCGGGCUCAGUCUAUUCGUUUCCUCCUCCGCUCCCCCUCCGCCUACCUCUGCCACAUCACCAACCGCGUCCGCCACACCUCCUACGGCCUCUCACUUGCCGCCCACCUUGCCGCCUCUGCCGCCCACCAGGCCGCCCUGGCCCACUCCCACCCGGAGUUUUUAUCCUCGUUAAGAGCUGCUGCGCCGCCGUGUAUAAGCGGCGAUGGAAGCAGUAACAGCGCUGGAGCAGUGGCUCAUGAUAUAAUCGCUAACAGUAGAAGUAGUGAGGGGGUUUCUGACGUAAGCAACAGUGGUAGUGACGCUGGUAACCCAAGCAGCAGCAGUGGUAACCCCAGUGGUAACCCCAGCAGUAACCCCGGCAGUAAUCCCAGCAGGAGCUCUACUGGUAGUAACCCUAGUGGAAACCCUAAAUAUACAGGGGCAUUCCCGUCUGUAGACAGUGUUCUCAAUGGUUGCACUCUGGAGUCCAGGGCAUGGGCCGAGAGGCGACCCAACAGCUGCAGCUGUGGCAGCACAGACAGCACCAGUGAAACAAAUACGGCUGGUGUAACUGAAUCUUCCGCCUUCAGACGUCUUGCUUUUGGGGCCGAGCCGUACGUGCCGCGGCCGAUAGUGAGCGUGCAUGUGAGGCAGGGCGACAAGGGCAGUGAGAUGCAGCUCAACUCCUUUGCAGCUUUCAUGUUCUUUGCGUAUCGGCUGAGACGUGUGGAGCCAGAGUUGAGACACGUUUGGCUGAGCACAGAAAUGCAGGUGAGGGUGUGGGGUUGGCUGGACACUUGCUGUGGGUACACACUGUGUGGGUUACUAGAGAUGCAGCUCAACUCCUUUGCGGUUUUCAUGUUCUUUGCGUAUCGGUUGAGACGUGUGGAGCCAGAGUUGAGACACGUUUGGCUGAGCACAGAAAUGCAGGUGAGACAGUGGGAGUGGGCUGGGCUCUUCUUGGUACUUAUCGCUCAGCACCGAGAUCCAGGGCAGCAAGGGCAUGUGUGGCUGAACACUGAGAUGCAGUCUGUCAUCGACCAGGCAGAUCGAUUCAAGGAGUGGUCUUUUCAUAUUUCCCACGACCAGCGCCAAAGCAGCAACAAGCGCACGGUGGGUUACAAGUCGAGUAUUGAGUCGACCCAAAACUGGGCAUAA
This is a messenger RNA of Closterium sp. NIES-65, 2460 nucleotides long. NCBI's taxonomy places the organism in Eukaryota, Viridiplantae, Streptophyta, Zygnematophyceae, Desmidiales, Closteriaceae. The record is from the annotation of a GenBank genome assembly.